AUCCAGUCAGCCUCAGCUACUUCACCACCACACGGCUAACUACCUAACGCUGCACCAACCAAUCAGUAGUCAAUUAAGCAGCACUUGACCAUGGCGCCCAAGCAGCUCCCCGCCGUCCUCCUCGCCGCCUGCGCCACCCUCCUGGCCCUCGCUGCGCCAUUGCUCGCCGGCGACCCCGACAUGCUCCAGGACUUCUGCGUCGCCGACUACAAAUCCCUUGACGGCCCAUUGCGGCUGAACGGGUUCCCGUGCAAGAGGCCGGAGAACGUGACGGCGGACGACUUCUUCUCCUCUGCGCUGGCACUCCCGGGCAACACCGGCAACCCGGUCGGCUCCGCGGUGACGGCGGCGAACGUGGACAAGCUCCCUGGGCUUAACACGCUGGGCGUCUCCAUGUCCCGCGUGGACUACGCGCCGUGGGGAGUGAACCCGCCGCACACCCACCCGCGCGCCACCGAGAUCGUCUACGUGCUCGAGGGCUCCCUCGACGUCGGCUUCAUCACCACCGCCGGCAAGCACUUCGCCCGCACAGUCUGCAAGGGCGAGCUAUUCGUUUUCCCCCGCGGCCUCGUCCACUACCAGAAGAACAACGGAGGCGCGCCGGCCGCCGCCAUCUCGGCCUUCAACAGCCAGCAUCCAGGCACGCAGUCCCUCGCCCUAGCGUUGUUCGCAGCCUCACCACCGGUGCCCACCGACGUGCUGGCCAGGGCGUUCCAGAUCGACGGCGGCCUGGUGGACGCCAUCAGGUCCAAGUUCCAGCCAAAGUAACCAGCAUGCAUGCAUGUUGGUUGGGUCAGCUCUACGUGCGUACUUGCUGUUAAUAAUGACGAGGACCACGUAAAAGUGCAGUUUCAGUUCAUUUGCUUGACAAUAUCUUUCGUAUAUUCUGAUUCUGAUUAUUUUGUGUCGGUGCAUGUUUUGUGAAGGGCCUCGUCGGUUGGUUUUUCUUCAUAAACCUACUGGUGAUUAAUUUGUAUGUGUCCAUUAUUGGUGAAAUGAAUGUUCCUCACUGCUUGAAUUUUCAUGAUA
This is a messenger RNA of Triticum urartu, 1029 nucleotides long. RefSeq names its product germin-like protein 1-3. Gene Ontology annotation, molecular function: manganese ion binding. The record is from RefSeq and is a predicted model, not a curated record. NCBI's taxonomy places the organism in Eukaryota, Viridiplantae, Streptophyta, Magnoliopsida, Poales, Poaceae.